This is a messenger RNA of Melitaea cinxia (Glanville fritillary), 1606 nucleotides long. It is a transcript of the gene REPTOR-BP, whose product is annotated as REPTOR-binding partner. Lineage: Eukaryota; Metazoa; Arthropoda; Insecta; Lepidoptera; Nymphalidae. Gene Ontology annotation, cellular component: nucleus. The record is from RefSeq and is a predicted model, not a curated record. The transcript is spliced from 4 exons. The coding region runs from base 305 to 550 and encodes 81 amino acids. Gene Ontology annotation, molecular function: DNA-binding transcription factor activity. Gene Ontology annotation, biological process: regulation of DNA-templated transcription.
UAAAGCUUGAACCAUUCGUUUACUGCGUGCAUUGUAAAACUGCGUUUCGCUACGCCAUCAUUCAAGUUUGUUUUUUAAAAAAAGAAUUCAAUUUAAAUGCGCGCGGUCGCUCGCUCUACGUAGCGCGCCGUCAGUGUGUCUCAGUCAGUGAAGCGGUCACGACGCCCGGCUAUCCCGGCAAAUUGAGUCCCUGGGCGGGGUGUACGGGUCAACAGGCGCGUCUGGAGCGGAGGGGGGUGAGAGGAGGGAGAGUGGCAAGCGCGGCCGUAGACCCGGCAGAAAGGCACAGCUCGAUAAGCAGGACAUGAAGGCUAAACUGGAACGUAGCAGACAAUCGGCGCGUGAGUGUCGCGCUCGUAAGAAGCUUCGCUACCAGUAUUUGGAGGAGCUAGUCGCUGAUCGGGAGCGAUCGGUGCUCGCUCUCAGGAAGGAACUCGAUAAGUAUUACAAAUGGAAUCUCGAACUCGACCAGGGUCGUAUGCCUGAAGGUAUAGACGCACUGCUUCAGGAAAUGGGGGUAGUUAAACAGGAAGAACCGAAACCAUUUUAAAAACGACGCCCCCGAAGGUAACUUGCAAUUUAACAUUUAAUUCACAUAACAGCAUACAAUCAUAAAUGCAAUGAGAAAAUAAUUUUGUUUUGAAGAACCCGGCUGAUGUGGAAAAAGUUUAAGAAAAUAAUAAUAAUUCUAGUUUUUAAUAAUACAUAUUUUUAAUUGUUAAACAGUUGCUAGUUUGUUAUUUCAUUUGAUUAAAUUUGAAAUUGUGAGCUAUCUUCUCAUAUAUAAUUAUAUAUUUUUUAUAUGUAUCACUACAAAAUUUAAAUAUAUGAAAUUCAAAAUUUCAUUAUUUUUUAAUACAGGUUUAUAUUUAGAACACUUAUACAUCUACUUGUAUAAAUUUAUCUAUAUGACUAAUAUUGUUUAUGCAGUAGAACAGAUGAAAAUUUCAAAAAAUAAUAAAUUACGAUACUUUGUUCACAAUCAGUUUUAUUUGAACUAAAAAUUUAAGUCACGUAACUUAUAUGUUAUGAGUUAGAAUAUAAAGUUUUCAAAAAUAUUAAAGCCAAAUAAAAAAAAGCAAAUUGUAAAAUUUCAGUCACGUGCGUUUUACUGAAUGUUAUAAUGACUGUAUUUAUUUUGUUGAAGUGUACAUUUUCUUUUGACUUUCGUUAUUUGUACGAAAUAUUUGAUUUCAAGUGAGAAAAACGAAUAUUUUUAAAUACAAGAACUGUUUCGUAUUAAUUGAUAAAAUAGUUUUGUCACUGUUUUGUUGUAUGAGCGUAGUUGUAAAAUUAAUUUUGAAAUAAUUUUUAAGUCUAUGGUUUAACAAUAUAUCCUAAAAGGAAAAAUGUACCAUUGAUUUGUUGUUAGUUGAUUUGGUAUUUGUAAAGCGAAGUAUGAGGAUCGUUUUGAGGGUAGUGAUAUUUUUUUCAAACUAAGAUUAGUUAUUUUUUUGCAUUUUUUUUAUCGAAUUGUAUAAGACUUGUUAGAUGUUUUAAAUAGUUUUCUUGGUUUAAUUAAUGUAUAUCAUGUUUAGUGUUUUAGAGAAGAACAAGUUGAUUUUUCAUUAUGUAGCUUAAGUGUGUAUUAAAAAUGUGUGUAAGA